AUAUGGUAUGGGGUUAGUAUCACUAUCAUAGAACUAGCCUCAUAUGAAUAUUUCUCGGAACCAAAAUAAGAUUUUGACACCGCCUAGACUUACACCACCGACUCCGCUGCCGAUUCUCUCUCUUUCUCUCACUCUCACUCUCCAUCCACAGUUAAUAUUUUAAGUUUCCUUCGAAACAGAGCAAACUUAACAAUUCUUUUGAAGUUUACUUCUCCUUCGCCUCUGCUUCUUUGCUUACAGUAUGCCAGAAGACGUAGAAUACCGCUGUUUUAUUGGUAACCUUUCAUGGACAACGUCAGAUAGGGACCUAAAAGAUGCAUUUGAAAAGUUUGGGAAUCUUCUUGAGGCUAAGGUUGCUGUUGACAAGUUUUCUGGCCGUUCUCGUGGAUUUGGAUUUGUUACUUUUGAUGAUAAAAUGGCAAUGGAAGAAGCUAUUGAAGCAAUGAACGGAAUGGAUUUGGAUGGGCGGAAUAUAACUGUUGAUAGAGCUAAGCCUCAUCAAGGGUCAGGGAGAGAUUAUGAUGGUGAUCAUAACCGUGAUCGUGGACGUGAUCAUGACCGUGAUCGUAACAGGGGGUAUGAUAGUGGGCAUCGACCUAAUGGUGGUGAGUGUUAUAAGUGUGGGAAACCUGGACACUUUGCUAGGGAGUGUCCUGGUGAUGGGGGUAGGGGGGGCAAGUAUGGUGGUAGGGGCGAUCAUUAUGGUGGAGGUGGUGGUGGUGGCAGUGGCAGUGGUCGUUACGGUCCUGAUCGGAAUGGAGAUCGAUUUGGUGGGCGCAGCAGGGAUGCAGGUAUUCGCGGGGGGCUUGGAAGUGAUAGAUACAAUCGUGAUCGUUCUGGACCAUAUGAACGUCGUGGAACUGGAGGUCCUCGUUCUGGAUAAGAUGAUUGUGCGUGGAUGCUUGGCUGUUUCUGGCCUUUAUGGAUACUUGAUUGGGUUUCUUUGUUGCAAAUUGGCCAUGGUUUUAUAAACUUUAAAAUUGUGAGUUUUUUUGGGCGAAACAAGGGUUCUGCAUACUAACUGAAUAUAAGGACACCCCAUGUUCUUCAUGGCGCACUGAUGGAAGAGUUCCAUUUCCUCUAAACACAUGGCAGGUUGUUUGGAAGCUCUUUGAGGAGUUCAGCAACUUGUAUUAUUUCGUUCCCAUGAGUCUAUACUGUGUUGCUCUGUCUGGGUGCAGAUUGCUGUUCUUGCCUUGUUUGUGUAUUGGGCUGUAGUGUCAUGAUCUUUUUGGCUAAAAUUCAGAAAAGUGGUUAAUAUAGUUCUUUCAGCUCAGAUUGUGCUUUGCAAGACGUUUUUGGUUCCUAUUUUCCAAACUCUUCAACUUUGAGGGUUGGUCUGCCUCUGGCCAUGUAGGAGAUUGAUGCUACCUUAGCUCUUUCUGAAAUAUCACCGAAAGGAAACUGCUUUUCAGUUCUUCUCCUAGUUCUGGAUUUGUUGUUUUCUUUUUUCCAACUUCAACUUGGAAGUCUUGACCCUUCGUCCUUUAAUUAUUGGAGUGCACUAUAGGCAUGAUGGAAUAGUUUUGUGAUUUACCUGUAUUGCUGCUUGCAUGCUUGAAUUGUUUGUUGAGUUUGUUUUUUGGAUUUUGUUUAUAGGCACGAUAGAAUAUUUUUGUGGUUUACCUGCAUUGCUGCCUACAUGCUUGAAUUGUUUGUUGAGUUUGUUUUUUGGAUUUUGCUUACAUGCUUGCUUUUGUGAUAGGGCCUGCUUGUUUGAUUGGUAUGAAUAAUGAUAAUUAAUUUGAAUCACUGUAUAUUAUGUGUAAAUGGAUAUUCAUUUUAAUAUCCCAUCAAAGGGAUACAUAGAAAGCAAUAGAAAAUUUCAAGUUCUUGUAUUCAAGUUAGAUGAGGAAGAUGCUAUAUGUACUCUUCAUCUUCUUCUAGGCUGCCAGAUGUUAGUUAUGUUAAUAUAGGCUUGCAUAUGUAGCAUUUAGCUUUUCUUUAGGAUCCAAAGUGAUUGGUCCAGCUGGCCUUUUUUCUAUAAAUAGUAGUAGGACCUGAAUGGCUUCUCUGCAAAGCUCAAGCUAUGUACUUGUCAUAAUGUUAAGAAAUUAGGAUUCGUUUUAAAUAUUUAGAUAGAUAAUUGAAAAAUUGGAUGUCACAUUAGUUUAUGCUGUGAAGACUGAAAGUGUGAGUACAUACAUCAAAGCCAACAGUCCCUCCCAUUUAUUUUUUCUCUUCCAUGCAUUUUUAAUCCUGGAAAAUAAAGAAGCUAGCAUUCUCUACCCUGGUAGUAACCAACCUUUUUCACCUGCAUGACAUUUCAUUGUUAUAUAUAAGUAGCUGGGUGCUUUUGUCCCAAGACAUUUAUAUUGUAGACUUGAAUCUUCUUCA
Messenger RNA from Durio zibethinus, 2337 nucleotides. The record is from RefSeq and is a predicted model, not a curated record. NCBI's taxonomy places the organism in Eukaryota, Viridiplantae, Streptophyta, Magnoliopsida, Malvales, Malvaceae.